AUCUGAUCUUGAGGUUAUGAAUUUAAAACAAAUACAUUUUAUGUGAUAAAAGUUUUAAUAAUGGUUAGAAUUGUAUCUUUAAAUUGUGUUAAAAACAUUUAUCUUUCCAACUACCUGAGAUUUCACCAAAGAUUGAUUACAAAGCGUACGAACAGUUCUGAUUCUAAUAAUAAUGUAGUAGACGUGAAAAGGAUUAGGAAUUUCAGUAUAGUAGCGCAUGUUGAUCAUGGCAAAAGUACGUUAGCAGAUCGACUGUUGGAAAUAACUGGUGUUAUUAAACCUGGUGCCGAACAUGCCCAGGUCCUUGAUCAACUACAGGUGGAAAGAGAAAGAGGCAUUACAGUGAAAGCAGUCACAGCAUCUUUAAAUUAUACUUACAAUGAUGAACAAUACCUCCUCAAUCUCAUAGACACUCCAGGACAUGUAGAUUUCUCAAAUGAGGUAGUACGCAGUGUAACAGCAUGUCAAGGAGUAAUCUUACUGGUUGAUGCUAAUGAAGGCAUACAAGCUCAAACAGUAGCCGUACAUGCCCUUGCCAAAAGAAACAAUCUUACAAUCAUACCAACUUUAAACAAAGUGGACUUACCAAGAGCAGAUCCAGAGAAAGUAAAAUCUCAAUUGAAAUCACUCUUCAACAUAGACCCCGAUACAGUCAUGAGUAUAUCGGCAAAAAAAGGAUGGGGUGUCAAAGAAUUAUUAGAAGCAGUUAUAACAAGGAUACCACCGCCUAACAUUGAUGUAGAUGGCCACUUCAAAGCUCACAUAAUAGACACAUGGCAUGACAAAUACAGAGGAGUUCUGUGUUUAGCAUACAUUCAUUCAGGGGUAGUGAAAGUUGGGCAAACUGUAAAAUGGGGGUCGGACUUGAAGCAGCACACUGUUAAAUAUCUUGCUCUUCUGAGGCCUAGUGAGGAACCUAUUGAAACUGCUGUGGCUGGACAAGUUGUCAUGGUAGGAUGUGGCCCAAAAGGCGGCGGCUCUGUAGGUGACCAACUCAUCUCAGCCGACUCUCCUGAAAGCACAGACGUGUCCACAGUACCUCCAGUGAAACAUAUGGUGUAUGCCGGCAUCUAUCCUUCAGACCAGUCACAGCAUACUUUACUAAGUGACGCUAUAAAGAAACUGGCUUUAAAUGACUCUGCUGUUAGCGUUGUUGCGGACUCUAGUCCAGCUUUAGGGCAAGGAUGGCGAGUAGGAUUCCUGGGUCUUCUACAUUUGGACGUGUUCACCCAGCGACUACUCCAAGAAUACAAAGCUGAAGCGAUAUUGACUGCGCCGUCAGUGCCGUACAAAAUUAAAGUCAAAGGAGCAAAGGUAAUAAAACAAUACAGAGGGGAAGAGGUGCUGAUUACAAACCCUCUGCAAUUGCCUGAUCCUCACAAUAUCGUCGAGUAUUACGAGCCGUUCGUGAUAGGUACAAUAAUAACCCCAGUGGAGUACAUAGGAGCGGUGACGUCACUGUGUAUGGACAGACGUGGCAGUCCCCUACCCGCAAAUGCCGUUGACGACAAAAUGACCCUGAUGCAAUUCAUCCUGCCACUUUCAGAAGUCGUUAUAGACUUCCAUGAUACUCUUAAGAGCAUUACUUCUGGAUUUGCCAGCUUUGAUUACCAGGAUCAUGGGUUUCAUCCGAGCCCGUUAGUAAGGAUGGAUAUUCUAAUAAAUGGUACUUUAGUAGAAGAAUUGGCGUCUAUUGUACACGUGAGUCGUCUAGAAUAUACUGCUAGACGACUGACAGACAAGCUAAAGGAAAUGAUACCACGACAGAUGGUCCAGGUAGCGAUCCAAGCUGUAGUUGGAGGGAAAGUUUUCGCCAGAGAGACCUUGAAAGCUUACAGAAAAGAUGUCACGGCUAAAUUAUAUGGCGGAGACGUGACUCGAAGAAAAAAGCUAUUGAAGCAACAAUCUGAAGGUAAAAAGAAAAUGAGAAGCGUUGCCAACAUUAAAAUACCGAGGAAUACGUUCAUCGAUGUUUUAAAGAGAUAAUAAAUACCUAUUUAUUUUCUGUA
Messenger RNA from Pectinophora gossypiella (pink bollworm), 2009 nucleotides. RefSeq names its product translation factor GUF1 homolog, mitochondrial (gene waw). Gene Ontology annotation, cellular component: mitochondrion. The coding region runs from base 61 to 1986 and encodes 641 amino acids. NCBI's taxonomy places the organism in Eukaryota, Metazoa, Arthropoda, Insecta, Lepidoptera, Gelechiidae. The transcript is spliced from 11 exons. Gene Ontology annotation, biological process: positive regulation of translation. The record is from RefSeq and is a predicted model, not a curated record. Gene Ontology annotation, molecular function: mitochondrial ribosome binding; GTP binding; GTPase activity.